Messenger RNA from Sycon ciliatum, 3220 nucleotides. RefSeq lists its product as uncharacterized. NCBI's taxonomy places the organism in Eukaryota, Metazoa, Porifera, Calcarea, Leucosolenida, Sycettidae. Bases 232 to 2178 code for a protein of 648 amino acids. Gene Ontology annotation, molecular function: DNA-binding transcription factor activity, RNA polymerase II-specific; cAMP response element binding. Gene Ontology annotation, biological process: regulation of transcription by RNA polymerase II. The transcript has 9 exons. The record is from RefSeq and is a predicted model, not a curated record.
AACUAUCAUGUCUUACUUACUUGAAGGAGUACUCAGCUCGCAGCAGACGGGUUUGUUCGAGCAUCGAGAAGAAGUCGGGCACCAUUGCACUCCUACAAGCUUCUUGGAGAGCGAAUUACUUUGCACAGCCUAAAAAAUAUUGAUUAUAUCCGCAAGCAAGGACCCCAGCACCAUCAUAAACGCGUCGCGCAAUUUGGGCGAAAGACAGAGUUAGUUGUGACCUGAGCGAUCAUGGAGAGAGCGGCGUCUGACGAAUCCAUUCAUCUCCUCCAUGCAGGCGAGGAGCAUAACUAUGCAAGGUGCGAGGCCAUGUCUGCUGCAGCUGCUUCAUCCAGCGGCAGCCCAAUCAGCGAAAUACUGAGCCUGGACGGUUGCAGUGACGCCGCGCCGAGACAGCCCAGCAGCGACAUUGGCGUGUACGUGCCCGACAACUGGAUGGAAACGCUGCUCGACAGCACCGUCAACUGGGACAACGUCGACCUGUCGCUGCAGGAACUGCAGCAGUUGCAGUCCGGAACGGCGGACACGCUCCCGACGCCGGAGACUGCCGGCCUGUUGAACGAUGAGCUUUUCGGCAGCGUUGGCGUCGGUGCUGACUUCGGUGGCAACCAUAGCGAUCUGCUUCCCGACGAUUACCAGGGACUCUUGCAGCUGUUCGCCCCUGCUCAAGACCCAUUGCCGAAACGCGGAGCUGCUAAUAGCGUGCUCACGGCGGAUGUGCUGAAUGGCUCUGUCCAGACAUCGACACCGGUGAGGACAAGUGGGACGUUAAACUCACCAAUCACGGGUACUGGCGCUCUUGCUAGAGUUCAACAGCAGGGACAGAAGCUGGAUGAAAGCGCACAAGACCAGCUGGAGAAGUUCCACCGCUGGUUGCAAAGCAUUCAGACUACGUCGCCAGUUCCGUCGUCUGAAUCACCGCCCAUGGCGGUACCGCAGAUGUCGCCCGGAGCUGUGAGCUCAGCGUCUUCCAGUACCGACGCCGGUUACGAUUCAGAUCUGCACCCGCAUACGCCGGAGCAGAACUUAAGCAGCGGCGUUGCCAGCCCACCGGAUACCGCUGCCAGUGGCGCGGACUUGAGCUCUACGCACUCGAUCACCGACAAUCUGCUGCGUGGCGGUCGUAGUGCGGCACUCGUCCUGGGAGAGUCCGUGCUGCAGCAGGCAUCGUCGUCGACGAUGACGGCGGCGUUGCCAACGACGACCGCGAACCGAACUGCAGCUCCUUCGUCAUCGUCGUCCGCUCAGGCCAUGGAUACGUCGACACACGGCAGCCGAGGUGGUGGUAGUGCGUCAGCGUCUGUAGGCAGUCCGUCGUCUGGUGACGACGACUGCUGCGACGGCGGCGAUGAAGACUUCUGCCUAGAGGAAAAGGAACAGGAGAAGAUGUCAGGGCCGACGGCGUUUAACUCGGAAGAGAAAAUGUUCUGGAAUCAUCAGCGACGCUUUCUCACGGACGAGGAGAGGGAAGUUCUCGAGGCGGAUGGCUACCCGGUGCCCAAACAGCUGCCGUUUAAUCCGAUGGAGGUGAAAGCACUAAAACAAGUUCGUCGCAAGAUCAAGAACAAACUGUCGGCGUCCGACUCCCGCCGCAAGAAGAAGCACUAUAUCACAGGCCUGGAAAAAAGGAUGAAGGCAUGUACGUCAGAUAAUGCCAGCCUGCAGAAGCGCAUUCAGCAACUGGAGAAACAGAAUAAGUCGUUGCUGGUGACAGUGGACACGCUACGCCAGCAGGUCAGUGGGACGGUGUCAGCAGCCGCUAAGUCAAUGUCUGGACGCUACGGCUUACUGCUGUUUGCGCUCUGCUUUGUCGUGAUGCUGCCGUCGAUGCCGUCCAGCACCCUGGUGCCGCUGUUCAGUGCCAAGACGGCGACGGCCGUGUCGCACAUGCCCACCACAUCGCCAGCCGCCACCGCCUUUGACUACCGUCUCAAAGAGUAUCGAUCAAGAACUCUCUUGGGCUUCUCACUGCCGACCGGUGCUCCUGAUUUGGCAGACGCUACGGCGGAGGUUACUGACGACUCGCCAAUGCACUAUAUCAGCGAGGCAGGUCGCCUGCGUAGGAACGGUACUGGCUUGAAAGCGGCAACGGGCGACGCCGUGCCUGGUUACGGCCUCGGUAGCGCCACGUUGAAUGUACAUGCCGGCCGCCUGCUCAUCCAGCGAGUUGGAAAAUAGUACCGGUGGCCUGUUUGUCUCUGUCUCAAACACACACACACACACACACACACACACACACACACACACACACUCUCUCUCUCUCUCUCCGUUACUUCGUUUGGUCUGCCUUUGUAUCACUUUUGUGAUCAUGGGUGCGGUUCACGUCUUUGAUGAUGCCUGACUUAUAGCUUGCCUGUUUCUGGACUCCUCGCCAGAUGGCACCUGUUUUCAGCUGGAGUUUUUCUCUGCUUUGAGCAGCUACAAUUGUAGGAAGUAGAAUGAUUCACUAUACACCCAUAGCCUAGCCUACUAUAAUUAUAUUUUGUCUUAUUACCUCACCCUCGCCGUUAGGCGCUGCAUCUGCCACCCUGGUAGCACAGGCAUGGUGGUGGCCUGGCACAUGCGAAACUUCCUAAGCUGGUUGUGUUUCUCAACGCAAUUGUAUAGCCGGUGGUAACGCGGACGUGCAAACUUUACUCUUUUUUUUUUAUUCCCAAGUUGAUUCCACGUUUUCCCCACCUGUUAUCAGCGGGGUAGCUAACCCUACUACUGUUACAGCUCCGCAUCCUGCCGCCGACUGACUUGACACUUGACCGACUCGCGACUGUCGUACGGCAGUGCAGCGAGCUCCAGCGGCAGGAGCAUCCGCUUUCUGUAGUUAUUUCCGCCGAAGCAGCAGCAGCAGCAUCCGUGAGUGCGUACUGUUUUUCCUUGGCUGACGUUUCCAGCUGCUUUUCCAACGUCCUUUCCUUGACAAACCUCGCAGUGCCUGUCUCGAAAUGGCUUAUAAUACGUUUUGUAGUGCUUUAUAUCUUGACUUCUCCACACUCGAAAUAUACAUGUAUACUUUUUUUGCUCAAUACAAAGCGGAAUUGCCGUUUGCUUGUGGGCUUAGUCGUCAUCAUUAAUUUUUGUUUUAUACGUUUUGUACAUUAUUGUACAAUUGUUUGUUUUCCUUGGUUUAAUAUUGCGUUGACCCUUGACGUUUGGUUCCGUGUGCUAGCUGUGCAGCACCAUGCAUAUCAAAACCGAUUAUAGUAGAAUGCUGUGGUGAGUGGGA